Aspergillus saccharolyticus JOP 1030-1 is the source of this 848-nucleotide messenger RNA. Its product is annotated as serine palmitoyltransferase small subunit family protein. NCBI's taxonomy places the organism in Eukaryota, Fungi, Ascomycota, Eurotiomycetes, Eurotiales, Aspergillaceae. Bases 114 to 560 code for a protein of 148 amino acids. The record is from RefSeq and is a predicted model, not a curated record. The transcript has 2 exons.
AAUCGGCAAGGCUACGGACUAGACAAUUGCAAGGAUCGGAAGCUGCCCUUCAGGAAGCCUCGACACCCCCUGAGUUAGACAUUCCCAACGUAUAUAUCAGCAGCCGCGCAACAAUGGCAACCGAAAUGCAGACGUUUUAUACCCCUUCCACCUCCACACACAUCUCCUCCCAUGCUCCGGCGGCAGUGGAUGAGCUAAUCAACAAGUACUCCUCCACGAUGUCGACCUCCACCUCCACUGUUAGCCACCUUUCCAUGAAGAAAGCCCACCGAAACGUUCUGCAGCGGAUCACUGACCGCAUUCGCCUGGCGUACUACCGCUAUGAGGUUACUUUCGGGCUGUAUGUCAUGACGCCGGGCGAGAAACUGGUAGCCAAUACUUUUGUGAUUGUUGUGCUGUCCCUGCUGUUCUGGGCCCUGCUCGUCUAUUUCCCUGCGCUUUUGUACCAGAAGGCCAGCCGGCUCAUUUGGCUAUUGACAGGCGAGAAUGGAGAAGAAAUGGGAGCUGCUCUGGGCAUCAUCGAUUCGCACGUCAACUCCAUGUCUGCCGCUUUGAGCUGAAAGUGUAUCGUCUGCGCUUGAGCCGCCCAGGAGAUCAAUUCCUGAUUUUUCGCUUUGUCGCCUAUUUUGUAUAAUUUGCGUCUGCACUGCUAUGUUGGUAUAAGGAUAUCGAGGAUCGACCAGCAUGAUUCUCGAGUGCCACAUUUGCUUCAUACUCGGAGUUCAAACCGGCGUUUUGGGAACUAUAUGAUAAAUACAAUCGGUAGCGACGCGUUUGCGCCCUUCCUACUUUAAUGAUUUGGAACGGAAGACAUCGAGUCUAAUAAUGCGCGCACGCAUGUCAGGGCG